This is a messenger RNA of Phycodurus eques (leafy seadragon), 1198 nucleotides long. RefSeq names its product succinate dehydrogenase complex, subunit D, integral membrane protein b (gene sdhdb). The record is from RefSeq and is a predicted model, not a curated record. The transcript has 4 exons. Bases 35 to 511 code for a protein of 158 amino acids. Lineage: Eukaryota; Metazoa; Chordata; Actinopteri; Syngnathiformes; Syngnathidae. Gene Ontology annotation, biological process: tricarboxylic acid cycle; mitochondrial electron transport, succinate to ubiquinone. Gene Ontology annotation, molecular function: ubiquinone binding; heme binding. Gene Ontology annotation, cellular component: mitochondrial envelope; membrane.
GGUAAGAUGUGGUGACCUUGGUCGGUUGAUCAUCAUGGCGGCUAUCGUCCGGUUGAGUUCUGUUUGUCGCAGAGGAGUUCAGCCUCUGUUCUAUCAAAGCACCUUGCUGGCAAGGCCAUUGGUCAUCCCAAACAAACACCAGGAGCAGACUUACCUGCUCACUGCAAGGAUUCAUGCAUCCCAAGGUCUAAAUGCGAGCUCUGGCUCCAAAGCCGCCUCUCUGCACUGGACAGCUGAGCGAGUGUUGAGCAUCCUGCUGCUGGCCAUGGGGCCUGCUGCCUAUUUUCACCCCGGCCCUGCAAUAGAUUACUCUCUGGCUGCUGCACUCACCCUACAUGGACACUGGGGUAUAGGGCAGGUGUUGACAGAUUAUGUUCACGGGGACACCAAGAUCAAGAUAGCCAAUGCCGGUCUCUUCCUCCUGUCGACGGUCACAUUCGCAGGGCUUUGCUACUUCAAUUACAACGACGUGGGCAUCUGCAAAGCCAUCGCCUUGCUUUGGAGCAAAUGAACAUGAAUGUAGGCUGACCAGCUCAGAAGAAUGAUCCAAACACGUUUAAUGUAAAUUCUUAUAAAUAUACAGCUCCAACAAUAUUUCCAGCGAUUUAGAUGUGUGUAAUUGAACCUGUUUUGUCAAUGGAAAGACUCAUAGCCAAUUUUCUUCCAUGCAUGGUGGGAAUAAGCUUGUUAAUGCUCAGUGCUGGUACUUCUAAUACAAUUGUCCAGUGAUGAAGUUGGCCAAUGUCUUUUCUAGUCUGUACCAUGCCAUAUCAUGUCUUAUUUACUCAUUGUAGUUAAUUAGUUCCAUAUUCUUCCACAAAUGUCACAUUGUACACAAUUUUUUUUUUCUUUUUUUGGACAUUUAAUUUAUUUUUUUCCACACUAGGUUUCUAUUUGUUGGAUGAUUUUCAAAUAUUUUUUGUUUCAAUUACUCUGUGUACAUACCUUUUAAUCUUCAACCCAUCUGAAAUAAGAUGUGCUACAUUGUAUUUUAAUGUUGCAUUUGAGACACUUCAUAUUGGUCAAAACUUUGCCACCCUCUUACAACAAAAUAUGAAAGCCUGUACUUAUACCUGUCUUUUACUGUAAGUCACUCAGCUUUAUUGUAAAGCCCGCUUCAAACAUAUAAAUGUAAGCUUUUUACACUCCUGCAAAGCAAUACAAUUUAUUUUACAUCCUUCGGUUGAAUUCAGUGCAA